AUCCAUAUAUAUUUUUGUCAGCAGUGAAUCGGAAUUAAAAUGGUGAUUUGAAUCAAAUUAUUUUAACGGUCAAUCAACACUAUUAAUAGCCUAGAUAUAAAAUAAAAUAAAAUAAAAAAAUAAACCUUUGAUGGAAUCAUUCCACGUGACCAGCAACGGGGGGAAAUCUGAAUCUGUCGGAUCCACUGAUCUAAAGGUCAAUGCCACUGACUCGAUCACAAAUCGAAAGUGUUUCAAAGACGUCUGUUCCUGGUGCACAAGACCGUUUGUACUACUGCAAGUCAUCUCGAGCAGCUGAUACUUUUCACAAACCAGUGCUGAUGUUUGCUCUAGCUGUUGAGCUGCAGUAUGUCAGACGAGCGAGGAAAAGAGAUGAAUCUCUCAGAGAAACAGAGUGAAUGUUCGGACUCUGAGACUGUGAAGAGUGACCAGUCGAAAGACGAUGCACCAAACUUCAGUGAGGAAACACCAUCACCUACCAGAAGGGUAAGAUCAGGCUCACGUGUGUCUGUGAAGAGUGACCAAUCAAAAGGUGGCGGGCCGAACUUAAGGAAGAGAAGAAGAUCCUCUACCGAAAGUGACAGAUCAUGCUCACCUGUGUCUAAGAGGAGUAAAAGGUCCAAAAGUGAAAGAUCAGGCUCACCUGACUUCAGCUCUGUGUCUAUGAAGAGUGACCAAUCGAAAAGUGAAGGACCAAACUUAAGUGAGAAAAAACCAUCAUCUACCAAAAGGGUAAGAUCAGGCUCACGUGUGUCUGUGAAGAGUGACCAGUCGAAAGAUGAUGGGCCAAACUUAAGGAAGAGAAAAGCAGCACCUAGCAAAUGUGACAGAUCAAGCUCACCUGUGUCUAAGAGGAGUAACCGAUCGAAAGUUGACAGGCCGAACAUAAGGAAGAAAAGAAGAUCAUCUAUCAAAAGUGUAAGAUCAGGCUCACAUGUGUCCAGCUCUGUGUCUGUGAAGAGUGACCAAUCAAAAGACUUUGCACCACCUAAAUUCAGUGAGAAAACAACAUCUACCGAAAGUAAAAAAGGGCAGAAGACCACAGUAAAUAUCGGUGUGGAAAUUAAACGAUGGGAAACUCUAAAAGCACAGAAGGGACUAAAGAGUGAUGUAGAUCUGGCAGCUUUUCUUCUGAACAGGAUUCAAUAUGAGAAAACAGAUGUCCAGAAUUUCCGCUUCAAGAAGAGAAAGAAAGAAAAUCUUGUUUGGAUCUUCCAGGACCUUGAGAAGAAAAUAUCAAAUUUUCUGAUGAAUGAGCUGGACAAGUUUAAGAAAAUUUUAAAAAAAGAGAACACACAAUACUUUGUGCAGGACUUUAUACAGGACAUGUGUGAAAUCAAAGAAGCAGCUCUUGAUAUCACGCUCUACUUCCUAAAAAAUAUGAAGGAAGAUGAACUUGCGGAUACUCUAAAAGAUGAGCUGGUCUUCAUUUAUCAACGAAAUCUUAAGAAGAACCUGAAGAACAAGUAUGAACGUGUGUUUGAAGGAAUUGCAAAGCAAGGUGACUCCAGACUUCUGAAUAGCAUCUACACAGAUCUUUAUAUCACUCAGGGUUGUAGUGAACAGGUCAAUACUGAACAUGAGGUGAGACAGAUUGAGGUUACUUCCAGACGUCAUGAAUCACAGGAGAUACAUGUUGAAUGCAACAAUUUGUUUGAAGCACCUGAACAAGAGAUCAGAACUGUACUGACAAAAGGAGUUGCUGGCAUCGGAAAAUCAGUCUCUGUGCAAAAGUUUGUUGUGGACUGGGCUGAGGGAAAAGAAAAUCAAGAUAUCAGCUUCAUAUUUCCACUUCCAUUCAGAGAGAUGAAUUUAAAAGACAAAGAAAAACAAAGUUUGAUGAGCCUUAUAAAUCAGUUUUUCCCAGAAACUAGAGGACUGAAUCUUACAAGAGAUAAAUUCAAAGUCCUGUUCAUUCUUGAUGGUUUGGAUGAAUGCCGUCUUCCUCUAAACUUUGAAAGUAAUGAGACGUGGCGUGAUGUUUCGUCACCGGCCUCUCUGGAUGUUCUCCUGACGAACCUCAUCAAGGGAAAUCUGCUUCCUUCUGCUCUAAUCUGGAUCACCACCAGACCAGCAGCUGCCAGUAAGAUUCCUCCUGACUAUAUCGACCGGGUUACAGAGGUCAGAGGGUUCAAUGAUGCACAAAAGGAGGAAUACUUCAAAAAAAGAUUCACAGAUGAGAAUCAGGCAAAAGAAAUCAUUCAUCAUGUUAAACAAUCAAAGAGUCUCUUUAUCAUGUGCCACAUCCCAGUCUUCUGCUGGAUUUCAGCCACUGUUCUCCAGAACAUUUUGGAGGAGAAAAGAAAUAAUGAUUCUAAGAACAAUCAGUCUGAAGGCUCCAAAACACUGCAGGAAUCAAAUACUGAAGACACUCCCAAGACUCUGACACAAAUGUACACAUACUUUCUCCGCUUUCAGAUCCAGCAGAGCAAACGAAAGUAUGACGGAGAAUACAGACCAGAUGUUUCCUGGGAUAAAGAUGCCAUCCUUUCACUGGGGAAACUGGCAUUUCAUCAGCUGGAAAAAAACAAUGUGAUCUUCUAUGACACAGACCUGGAAUCCUGUGGUAUUGAUGCCCAUAAGGCAUCAGUGUACUCAGGCAUGUGUACCCAGAUCUUUAAGGAGGAAACAGGGAUCAUUCUCGGUACCAUGUACUGCUUUGUUCACAUGAGCAUUCAAGAGUUUAUUGCAGCCCUUUAUGCACAUCUGUUUCUAGACAUCAACAUGAAAAGUGCAUUUGUUCAAGACUCUAUAGAACAGGAAAACAAAAAGGCGACUAUGAUUGAUUUGCUCAAGACUGCAGUGGACAAGGCACUUGAGAGUGAUAAUGGACACCUGGACCUUUUCCUUCGCUUCCUUCUCGGUUUGUCACUCGAGUCUAAAACACUCUUACGAGGUCUGUUGACACAGCAAGAUGACAAUGACCAGAGCAAAGAGGAAAUAGUUCAGUACAUCAAACAGAAAUUUGAAGCUAAUCUGUCUCCAGAGAGAUCCAUCAAUCUGUUCUACUGUCUGAAUGAACUGAAUGACCAAACUCUGGUGAAAGACAUUCAGACCCACCUCAGAGAAGGAAGUCUCUCAUCUACUGACCUUUCACCUGCCCAGUGGUCUGCUGUGGCCUUUGUGUUGUUGACAUCAGAGGAGGAGAUGGAGGAGUUUGAGCUUCAGAAAUUCAAGAAAUCAGACGAGUGUCUCAUUCGACUAUCACCAGUCAUAAAAACCUCCAAAAAAGCUUUGUUAAAUGAUUGUGACCUAACAGAGAAAAGCUGUUCAGCUCUAGCUACAGUUCUUGAAUCAGAUACAAGUCUGAAAGAGCUGAACAUGAACAAUAAUAAUCUGCAGGAUUCAGGAGUGAAGCUGCUCUGCACUGGACUGAAGAGUAAAUUGGAGAUACUGAGUUUCAGUAAGUGUGAGAUAACAGAGGAAAGCUGUUCAGAUUUUGCUUCAGUUCUCAGUUCUGACUCCAGCAGCUUGAAGUAUCUUGACCUUAGCAGUAAUAAUCUGCAGGAUUCAGGAGUCAAGCUGCUCUCUGAUGGACUGAAAGAGAACCGUAAACUGGAGAAAAUGAGACUUUCAGACUGCAGUAUCACUGAAGAAGGUUAUAAAGCUCUGGCUUCAGCUCUGAGAUCAAACCCUUUACACCUAAUAGAGCUGGAUCUCACAGGAAAUGAUCCUGGACAAUCAGGAGUGAAGGAGCUUAGUGAUUUACUUCAGGAUCCAAACUGUCAACUUAAGACACUGAGGCUGAAUAAUUGUGAGCUGACAGAGAAAAGCUGUUCAGUUCUAGCUACUGUUCUCUCCUCCAAAACCAUCCUGAAAGAGAUGAAUCUGAACAACAGCCAUCUGCUGGACUCAGGAGUCAAAGAGAUCUGUGAAGGACUGAAGAAUCCUGUGUGUGAGCUGAAGAUACUCAAACUUUCGGACUGCAGUGUUACAGAAGAGGGUUAUAAAUCUCUGGCUUCAGCUCUGAGAUCAAACCCUUUACACCUGAUAGAGCUGGAUCUCAUAGGAAAUGAUCCUGGACAAUCUGGAGUGAAGGAGCUCAAUGAUUUACUAAAGGAUCCAAACUGUCAACUGAAGACACUGAGGUUGUUGGGUCCUGCUGCAGAUGUAGCCUGUCAGUAUGUGACUGGAAUUGUGGGUAAAAACCCGUUAAACCUGAGAGAGCUGAAUCUGAGUGGACAUGAACUAGGAGACACACGAGUGAAUCAGCUUGCUGCUCUACUGCAGGAUAAACACUGUAAACUCAACACACUCCAGCUGAGUGAUUGUGGUCUAACGGAGAAAAGCUGUUCAGCUCUCGCUACAGUCCUGAGAUCAAACCCCAGUCUGAAAGAGCUUGACAUGAGCAACAAUAAUCUGCAGGAUUCAGGAGUGAAGAAACUCCAGAGCGGAUUAGAAAAUACAAACUGCACAUUGGAGAAACUCAGACUUUCAGACUGCAGUAUCACUGAAGAAGGUUAUAAAGCUCUGGCUUCAGCUCUGAGAUCAAACCCUUCACACCUGAUAGAGCUGGAUCUCACAGGAAAUGAUCCUGGACAAUCAGGAGUGAAGCAGCUCAGUGGUUUACUACAGAGUCGAAAGUAUUCACUGAAAACACUGAGGUUUUUGAGUCCUGAUGCAAAUGAGGCCUAUAAAUAUCUGACUAAUGUUCUGGGUGAAAACCUGUUACUCCUGAGAGAUCUGAAUCUGAGUGAAUGUGAACUAGGACACUCAGAACUGAAGAAACUUGCUGCUGUAUUGCAGGAUAAGCACUGUAAACUCAACACACUGAUUUUGAACAACAGCUAUAUCACAGAAGAAGAUUGUCGUAUUCUGGCUCCAGCUUUAAAUUCAAACCCUUCAAAUCUGAAAGAGCUGAAUCUGAGUGGGACUAAAAUCAGAGACUCAGGACUGAAGAUCUUCUCUACUCUGUUUGAGAAUGAACAAUGUGGACUGCAAAAGCUGAAUUUUAAUUGCAUCGGUAUUACAGAGGACGGUUGUGCUGCUCUGACUUCAGCAUUUAAUUCAAACCCUUCAAACCUGAAAGAGCUGGAUCUGAGUGAAAAUAAACUGGGAAACUCUGGAAUAACAGAAGUCUGUACUCUGCUUGAAAAUUCACAGUGCACACUGCAGAUACUCAGACUGUCAGACUGCAGUCUUACAGAAGAAGGUUAUAAAGCUCUGGCUUCAGCUCUGAGAUCAAACCCUUCACACCUGAUAGAGCUGGAUCUCACAGGAAAUGAUCCUGGACAAUCAGGAGUGAAGGAGCUUAGUGAUUUACUACAGGAUCCAAACUGUCAACUGAAGACACUGAGGUUUUUGGAUCCUGCUGCAGAUAAAGCCUGUCAGUUUGUGACUGGAGUUGUGGGUAAAAACCCAUUACUCCUGAGCGAGCUGAAUCUGAGUGAACGUGAACUAGGAGACACACAAGUGAAUCAGCUCACUGCUCUACUGCAGGACAAACACUGUACACUCAACACACUGAUGCUGAAUAAUAACAGUAUUACAGCAGAAGGUUGUGCUGCUCUGACUUCAGCAAUUAAUUCAAACCCUUCAAACCUGAAAGUCCUGGAUCUGAGUGGAAAUAAACUAGGAAACUCAGGAAUUGAGAAGAUCUGUCAUCUGAUGAAAAAUCUACAUUGCAGAUUGGAGAAACUGAAGCUUUCAAACUGCAGUAUCACUGAAGAAGGUUAUAAAGCUCUGGCUUCAGCUCUGAGAUCAAACCCUUCACACCUGAUAGAGCUGGAUCUCACAGGAAAUGAUCCUGGACAAUCAGGAGUGAAGCAGCUCAGUGAUUUACUACAGGAUGGACGCUGUAAAUUAAAGACCAUCAGGUUUUUAAGUCCUGCUGCAGAGAAAGCGUGUGCAUAUCUUACUAAAGUUCUGGGUAAAAGUCCAUUAUUACUGAAAGAUCUGGAUCUGAGUGGAAAUAAAUUAGGAGACCUGGAUGGGAAGAAACUAUCUGCUCUUUUGAUGGACUCUCAUUGCAAACUGGAGAAAAUCAAGCUGAAUUAUUGUGAGCUGACAGAGAAAAGCUGUUCAGUUCUAGCUACUGUUCUCUCCUCCAAAACCAUCCUGAAAGAGAUGAACCUGAACAACAGCCGUCUGCUGGACUCAGGAGUCAAAGAGAUCUGUGAGGGACUGAAGAAUCCUGUGUGUGAACUGAACAUACUCAAACUCAAUAAGUGUGAGUUAACAGAGGAAAGCUGUUCAGCUCUUGCUUCAGUUCUCAGUUCAGACUCCAACAGUCUGAAGGAUCUUGACCUGAGCAACAAUAAUCUACACGAUUCAGGAGUGAAUCUGCUCUCUGAUGGACUGAAGAAUAACUGUAAACUGGAGAAAUUAAGACUUUCAGACUGCAGUAUCACAGAAGAAGGUUAUAAAGCUCUGGCUUCAGCUCUGAGAUCAAACCCUUCACACCUGAUAGAGCUGGAUCUCACAGGAAAUUAUCCUGGACUAUCAGGAGUGAAGAAGCUCAGUGAUUUACUACAGGAUGGACACUGUACCGUCAGGUUUUUGAGAAGUCCUGCUGCAGAGGAAGCGUGUGAGUAUCUCACUAAAGUUCUGGGUAAAAGUCCAUUAUUACUGAAACAACUGGAUCUGAGUGGAGAGAAAUUAGGAGAUCUGGAUGGAGAGAAACUCUCUGCUCUUUUGAUGGACUCUCAUAGCAAAGUGGAGAAAAUCAAGCUGAAUAAUUGUGAGCUGACAGAGAAAAGCUGUUCAGUUCUAGCUGCUGUUCUCUCCUCCAAAACCAUCCUGAAAGAGAUGAACCUGAACAACAGCCGUCUGCUGGACUCAGGAGUCAAAGAGAUCUGUGAGGGACUGAAGAAUCCUGUGUGUGAGCUGAAGAUACUCAAGCUUUCAAACUGUGGUAUCGCUGAAGAAGGUUAUAAAGCUCUGGCUUCAGCUCUGAGAUCAAACCCUUCACACCUGAUAGAGCUGGAUCUCACAGGAAAUGAUCCUGGACAAUCAGGAGUGAAGAAGCUCAGUGAUUUACUACAGAAUCCAAACUGUCAGCUGAAGACACUGAGGUUGUUACAAAGUCCUGAUGCAGACAAAGCCUGUAAAUAUCUUGCUAAAGUUCUCCACAAUAAAAACCCAUUACUUCUGAGCGAGCUGAAUCUGAGUGGACAUGAACUAGGAGACAGACGAGUGAAUCAGAUAGCUGCUCUACUGCAGGAUAAACACUGUACACUCAACACAUUGACGCUGCAUGAUUGUGAUCUAACGGAGAAAAGCUGUUCAGCUCUCGCUGCUGUCCUGAGAUCAAAGCCCAGUCUGAAAGAGCUUGACAUGAGCAACAAUAAUCUGCUGGAUUCAGGAGUGAAGAAACUACAGAGCGGAUUAGAAAAUACAAACUGCACACUGGAGAAACUCACACUUUCAGACUGCAGUAUCACUGAAGAAGGUUAUAAAGCUCUUGCUUCAGCUCUGAGAUCAAACCCUUCACACCUAAUAGAGCUGGACCUCACAGGAAAUGAUCCUGGACAAUCAGGAGUGAAGGAGCUCAGUGAUUUACUACAGGAUGGACACAGUGAAUUAAUCACCAUCAGGUUUUUGAAAAGUCCUGCUGCAGAGGAAGCAUGCGAGUAUCUCACUAAAGUUCUGGAUGCAAGUCCAUUAUUACUGACAGAACUGGAUCUGAGUGGAGAGAAAUUAAGAAACCUGGAUGGAGAGAAACUCUCUGCUCUUUUAAUGGACUCUCAUUGCAAAGUGGAGAAAAUCAAGCUAAAUAAUUGUGAGCUGACAGAGAAAAGCUGUUCAGUUCUAGCUGCUGUUCUCUCCUCCAAAACCAUCCUGAAAGAGAUGAACCUGAACAACAGCCGUCUGCUGGACUCAGGAGUCAAAGAGAUCUGUGAGGGACUGAAGAAUCCUGUGUGUGAGCUGAAGAUACUCAAACUUUCAGACUGCAGUAUCACUGAAGAAGGUUAUAAAGCUCUGGCUUCAGCUCUGAGAUCAAACCCUUCACACCUGACAGAGCUGGAUCUCACAGGAAAUGAUCCUGGACAAUCAGGAGUGAAGGAGCUCAGUGGUUUACUACAGAGUCGAAAGUAUUCGCUUAAAACACUGAGGUUGUUGAGUCCUGCUGCAGAUGAAGGCUGUCAGUUUGUGACUGGAGUUGUGGGUAAAAAUCCGUUACUCCUGAGCGAGCUGAAUCUGAGUGAACGUGAACUAGGAGACACACGAGUGAAUCAGCUCACUGCUCUACUGCAGGACAAACACUGUAAACUCAACACACUCCAGAUGCGUAAUUGUGAUCUAACACAGAAAAGCUGUUCAGCUCUCGCUGCAGUCCUGAGAUCAAACUCCAGUCUGAAAGAGCUUGACAUGAGCAACAAUAAUCUGCAGGAUUCAGGAGUGAAGAAACUCCAGAGCGGAUUAGAAAAUACAAACUGCACACUGGAGAAACUCACACUUUCAGACUGCAGUAUCACUGAAGAAGGUUAUAAAGCUCUGGCUUCAGCUCUGAGAUCAAACCCUUCACACCUGAUAGAGCUGGAUCUCACAGGAAAUGAUCCUGGACAAUCAGGAGUGAAGGAGCUCUGUGAUUUACUACAGGAUCAAAACUGUCAACUGAAGACACUGAGGUUGUUGAGUCCUGCUGCAGAUGAAGCCUGUCAGUUUGUGACUGGAAUUGUGGGUAAAAACCCGUUACUCCUGAGAGAGCUGAAUCUGAGUGGACAUGAACUAGGAGACACACAAGUGAAUCAGCUCGCUGCUCUACUGCAGGAUAAAUACUGCAAACUCAACACACUCCAGCUGAAUAAUAACAGUAUUACAGCAGAAGGUUGUGCUGCUCUCACUUCAGCAAUUAAUUCAAACCCUUCAAACAUGAAAGUCCUGGAUCUGAGUGGAAAUAAACUAGGAAACUCAGGAAUGAAAAAGAUCUGUUAUCUGUUAGAAAAUCCACAAUGCAGAUUGGAGAAAUUGAAACUCUGUAACUGCAGUAUCACUGAAGAAGGUUAUAAAGCUCUGGCUUCAGCUCUGAGAUCAAACCCUUCACACCUGAUAGAGCUGGAUCUCACAGGAAAUGAUCCUGGACAAUCAGGAGUGAAGGAGCUCUGUGAUUUACUACAGGAUCAAAACUGUCAACUAAAAACACUGAGGUUAAGAAGCUGUAAUAUGACCGAUGAAGGUUGUUCUGCUCUGACUUCGGCUCUGAAAUCAAACCCAUCACACCUGAGAGAGCUGGACCUCAGUGAGAAUCAAAUAGAAAACACAGGAGUGAAUCACUUAUGUGACGUACUGAAGGAUUCACACUGUAAACUGGAGAGAUUGAGGUUAAGAAGCUGUAAUAUGACAGAUGAAGGUUGUUCUGCUGUGACUUCAGCUCUGAAAUCAAACCCAUCACACCUGAGGGAGCUGGACCUCAGUGACAAUAAACUAGGAGACUCUGGAGUGAAAAACCUCAGUGAUCUACUGAUGAACCAAAAAUGCAAGCUGGAAACACUAGAUCUGUUUUAUUGCAGUAUUACAGAGAAACAGAGUCUCAUCCUGACUUCAGCUCUGAAAUCAAACCCAUCACACCUGAGAGAGCUGGACCUCAGUGAGAAUAAACUAGGAGACUCUGGAGUGAAAAACCUCAGUGAUCUACUGAUGAACCAAAAAUGCAAGCUGGAAACACUAGAUCUGUUUUAUUGCAGUAUUACAGAGAAACAGAGUCUCAUCCUGACUUCAGCUCUGAAAUCAAACCCAUCACACCUGAGAGAGCUGGACCACAGUGGGAAUCAACUAGGAGACUCUGGAGUGAAAAACCUCAGUGAUCUACUGAUGAACACACAAUGCAAGAUGGAGAAACUACAUCUGUGUAGAUGCAGUAUUACAGAGAAACAGAGUCUCAUCCUGACUUCAGCUCUGAAAUCAAACCCAUCACACCUGAGAGAACUGAACCUGAGCAAGAAUCAACUAGGAAACUCUGGAGUUGAAAACCUUGGUCUUCUGCUGGGCAGUAAACAAUGCCACCUGGAAAAUCUGAAUCUCAGUGGAUGCAGUAUUACAGAGAAACACUGUCUCAGCCUAACUCUGUGUCUGAACCUUUCACACCUGAGAAAGCUGGACCUCAGUGGGAAUAAAAUAGCAAACAAAGGAGCUGAGGUCUUGUGUGGAAUACUGAAGGAUUCACGUUGUAAACUAGAGAAAUUGAGCCUAAAUGACUGUGGCAUUACAGAUGCUGCUUGUUUGUCUGAGUCUUUGACUGGGAAGAAAGCACUGCAGUUUUUAACAGAGCUUAAUCUGAGUCAAAAUAGCAUAGGAAACUCAAGGGAGCAGCUCAUUAAAGUACUACAAAACUCAAACUGUAAACUGAGACUAGACAGUGAACAGAUGGAAAAUGGAAGAGCUCUGAUUGGACAUAAUCUAAACUACUUUAGUAGUUGGCUUCCCUGGUAAAAAGCUCAGGAACCUGUGAAGUAAACAGCAGAAGACCUGUCAUCAUCAUCAGAUGAGGAAUCCACAGAAGGUUCUCACUAUAGUACUGCGAUAAAUUAAUGUGUGUGAUGAUGUGAUGUCUGUAGGCAAAAUCUAAAAUGCUCAUUAUAUAUUGAAAUAUGAACUUGAGUGUCAGCACAAAACAAAUGAAAACCAGUAUUUGUAUGUUUUAAUCUUUGAGAAAAACAGAACGGUUGUUUUUGGUGAGAUGUUAUUAAACAACAACUCAUAAAUGCAAAAACUAUGCAAAACCUACAUCAAUAAUGGGUCAUUCUACAGAAACGUCCACUUUUGGUAUGGCAAAAUGUCUUGAAAUGUAUUUAUUUUUUUUACAUUUAAACUUAGACCACAUUAUUAGAUUAGCUUUUGACUUUAUGAAUACAUAUAAAUGACAGCUUAAUUAUUUAUUUAUUUUUAGCUUUUUAAGACCAUAUUUAUUUAUUAUUUCAAGACCACAUGUAUCAUUUUUUGUCACUGGUGUUACCUUCUUUAGCAAUAUUAAAAGUUUCUAUGAAAUAUUAUUUCUAAAAAAAAAUUUCAGCACAUGUAGUCAGAGUUACAGAAAAAUAAUGAAAAUGCAAGAAAUAAGGAGAUUGUUUUAUUUAUUUAAUGUGACAGACAUAAACAGUACAGUAACACAGUAACACAGCACAGUAACACCAGUGAGAGCAACACCAGUGACAUACAUUAGACCUGAUAUACUGAUCGUCACUUGACAAUUUUCAUGAAAAAUGCAUUUUACAAAAUGUCUGCUGCAAGGUAUCAAGCCACAUGUUGUCAAUCAUGGUAUACUCACUAAAUUAAGUAGUUUAAUCCAUUUGUAUUAUAGUUUUUUUUACAUUUCCCUAACAAUAAAUAGGUCACACCAGUGACAUCAACUAAAAGCUUCAUUUCAGUUUUUCUUUUUUAAUAAAUUUGCAAAAAUGUCAACAAUUCUGUGUUUUUCUGUCAAUAUGGGGUGCUGUGUGUACAUUAAUGAGGGAAAAAAUGAACUUAAAUGAUUUUAGCAAAUGGCUGCAAUAUAACAAAGAGUGAAAAAUUUCCGUACCCACUGUACAUAUUCUUACUGAACUUUGAGUGAAACCUUUUGGGGGGAAAGAGGGAGAGGCAGAGAUGGCAGGGGGAGAAGGGGGUCAUAAAUGAGCAAGGAGAGAGG
Onychostoma macrolepis is the source of this 11566-nucleotide messenger RNA. RefSeq lists its product as uncharacterized. NCBI's taxonomy places the organism in Eukaryota, Metazoa, Chordata, Actinopteri, Cypriniformes, Cyprinidae. The transcript is spliced from 55 exons. The coding region runs from base 349 to 10371 and encodes 3340 amino acids. Gene Ontology annotation, molecular function: protein binding. The record is from RefSeq and is a predicted model, not a curated record.